AUGCAUUCCGAGCAGGCUGCCAGCUUACUGCCGCUGGAGAUUCUCAGCCGAACAUUCAAUUUUGCCAAUGACGACGAGGCCAAAUGGUGGCAUACCACAGCGCCGCUCUUCGCCAAAAUGCUUAUCAAUGCUAACUACGAUGUACACGCACAGUACAGAUUUCUGUGCCUUCACCGCGAGUUUGUUGUUCCCAACUUGGGGGCGUAUCCUACGGCAGGGGCCCAAGUGAGCUGGAAGAGCAUGCUCACCCGUUAUGGACUUCCUUUCGAAUUAAGCUACAAUGUUUCCCAAUCUCUCGUCCGUUUCGCCUUCGAGCCAAUUGGCAGUUUUGCUGGCACCGAGCAAGAUUUAUUUAACACCAAGGCGAUCACUGAGACAUUGCACAGAUUUGGAAAAAUUGUUCCAGGUCUCCAUCUGGAAUGGUACAAUAGUUUCAGGUCGGAUCUUAUUGUCUCGGACGAAGAAGCCAAAAUGGCCCGCAACACCACCAUCCCAUUCCGUACGCAGAGUGUCAUUGCAGCCGACAUGGAGCCAAACGGGGAUAUGUUACUGAAAGCCUAUUUCUGCCCCAGAAUUAAAUCUGUUGUCACCGACAAAUCAAAGGAAAGGCUGAUGUUUGACGCUAUCCGGAAGGUCGAUCAUGACGGCCAACUUAAGAUACCGCUAUCAACUUUAACAGAAUUUUUGGCUUCGCGCGCCUCUGAGGCUGGAGCGCAAGGCUCUGCCCUUAUUGCGCAUUUUUUUUCAUGUGAUCUUGUUCAGCCGUCCGAAUCACGAAUUAAAAUGUACUGUUACGAGACAAAGCGGGACUUUGAUGCCCUUACCAGCGACUGGACAUUGGGAGGAAGGCGCAAUGACCCACAGACAUUGGCCGGCCUGGAGCUACUCAAGGAGCUAUGGGACUUGCUGCCAAUCACUGAGGGGCGUAGCGAAGGCCCUCCUGGCUUCCACGAGCUGGGUACUUCGCCCGCAGAACGCCUGCCAUUCAUUAUCAAUUUCAGCCUCUGCCCAGGGAAUCCCAUCCCGGAACCCCAGAUAUACUUCCCGGUAUUUGGGUACAAUGACACGGUGGUUGCCAAUGCUUUGAAGGCUUUCUUCCGCCGCAUGGGCUGGAUAGGCUUAGCCGACUCAUACAUGGCCAACCUGUGCGAGUACUAG
Aspergillus tanneri is the source of this 1158-nucleotide messenger RNA. Its product is annotated as aromatic prenyltransferase (DMATS family). Gene Ontology annotation, biological process: alkaloid metabolic process. The record is from RefSeq and is a predicted model, not a curated record. Bases 1 to 1158 code for a protein of 385 amino acids. Gene Ontology annotation, molecular function: transferase activity, transferring alkyl or aryl (other than methyl) groups. The transcript has a single exon. NCBI's taxonomy places the organism in Eukaryota, Fungi, Ascomycota, Eurotiomycetes, Eurotiales, Aspergillaceae.